AGGUCUGGGUUUCCGUGAGGCGGUGCGGUUGUGUAGAUUGGUAUCCCUGGAUUUCGGCUGUAAGGUUCGCGGAGAGAAGCGGCGUUUACGAAGCGUUGUCCAUCAUGUUCUCUUUCAACAUGUUUGACCACCCGAUUCCCCGGGUCUUCCAGAACCGCUUCUCCACGCAGUACCGCUGUUUCUCCGUGUCUAUGUUAGCAGGGCCUAAUGACAGGUCAGAUGUGGAGAAAGGAGGGAAGAUAAUUAUGCCACCUUCAGCCCUCGAUCAACUGAGCCGGCUUAACAUUACCUAUCCUAUGCUAUUUAAACUUACCAAUAAGAAUUCAGAUCGCAUGACACACUGUGGUGUAUUGGAGUUUGUUGCUGAUGAAGGCAUCUGCUAUCUCCCCCACUGGAUGAUGCAGAAUUUGCUGUUGGAAGAAGGGGGCCUGGUUCAGGUGGAGAGUGUCAACCUUCAAGUGGCUACCUACUCCAAAUUCCAGCCGCAGAGCCCAGACUUCCUGGAUAUCACCAAUCCUAAAGCAGUAUUAGAAAAUGCAUUGAGAAACUUUGCCUGUCUGACCACUGGAGAUGUGAUCGCUAUCAACUACAACGAGAAGAUCUAUGAACUGCGGGUGAUGGAGACCAAACCUGACAAGGCUGUGUCUAUUAUUGAGUGUGACAUGAAUGUGGACUUUGAUGCUCCCCUGGGUUAUAAAGAACCAGAAAGACCAGUGCAGCAUGAAGAAUCAAUAGAGGGAGAAGCUGACCACAGUGGCUAUGCUGGCGAGAUGGGCUUCCGUGCCUUCUCUGGUUCUGGGAAUAGACUGGAUGGAAAGAAGAAAGGAGUUGAGCCCAGUCCCUCCCCAAUCAAGCCUGGAGACAUUAAAAGAGGAAUUCCUAAUUACGAAUUUAAACUUGGUAAGAUCACUUUCAUCAGAAAUUCACGUCCUUUGGUUAAAAAGGUUGAAGAGGGCCUUGCACAUGCUGAGCUGCACCCCCACUCCUUUCUAACCCAGAACUGGAGCUUGCUGUCCACGAUGAAGCUGGAGGCAGAUUUGUCGCUUUCUCUGGAGAAGGACAGUCACUGCGUAAAAAGGGAAGGAAGCCUUAAGUCCAAGGAAAAUAAAAGAAUUAAUCGCAACAUACUGGCUUAUAGUUACUGGCUCUGACAUGUUUUAGACUCUGAAAAGUUCAGAGAAUGCUGUUAUUUAAGGUUUGUUUAGAAUUACCUAAGAAUUAUGAAGUUUGUCCUGGAUGUGGAACAGCAGAAUUUCAAGGUUGUGAGCUGAAUUUGGGAGAGAAAGAGCUAUCUCUGAGGUCUGGAGGGUGCCACUUCUUCAUGUUUUCAGCUCAGAGCUCUUCCUCGGCCUUAGGAGAGCAUUCCCGUUUCCGAGGAACUCAGUGAGGGGAUUGGACAGCUGUAACUUGUUCUUUAACAGUUUUCCUUUACCCAGCUUGGUUACAUAGACAAUAUAGUUAGCCAUUUUGUAGUUGUUUCACCACUCUGGCUGCAAGUUUAGUAUUUGAGAAAUACUGUUUUUAUUUUUAUUUUACAUAAUGACUUGUCUUCAAAAGUGCCAUUGCUUAGAAGGGAUCUGAUCCAGAUGAGUUCACACUUUUUUUUUAUUUUAUAUGGAAAUAACUCCUGGCUAUUGAGUGAGGCUGUUCUGUAAUAAAGCAACUCUAUGAUGAGGCCAAAUGUGAUUGGUAGAAUGAAUAAAUGCUAAAGAUACAUUCUUUUUUACCCUUCCACAACCCCCCCCCCUUUGCAGUUUUAUUUAUUAUCCAAGCUUCUGCUGGCCUGUCCUUUAUUUCUUAUUUGUUUUUAAAGUGUUGGGAUUGAACCUAGAGCCUCAUGAAUAUUAAGCAUGCCACUCUGCCACACCCCCAGGUUUUUUUGUUGUUUAAUGUUUUAAUUUGGCCUCAGAUCUGCACUUUGUAUGAUAUGAGAUUUUUGACAUGCUAAUCCAAUUUAAAGUUUGUUCCUUGAGAAUUCUAAUUCAAGAAUUUAAAAUAAAAAGUUGAUGAAAAUUUGA
Molecule: messenger RNA, 2018 nt
Organism: Nannospalax galili (Upper Galilee mountains blind mole rat)
Lineage: Eukaryota; Metazoa; Chordata; Mammalia; Rodentia; Spalacidae
Gene: Ufd1
Product: ubiquitin recognition factor in ER associated degradation 1
Exons: 13
Coding region: 105-1151 (348 amino acids)
Cellular component (GO): VCP-NPL4-UFD1 AAA ATPase complex
Molecular function (GO): polyubiquitin modification-dependent protein binding
Source: RefSeq, a predicted model, not a curated record